Molecule: messenger RNA, 2646 nt
Organism: Zingiber officinale
Lineage: Eukaryota; Viridiplantae; Streptophyta; Magnoliopsida; Zingiberales; Zingiberaceae
Product: MA3 DOMAIN-CONTAINING TRANSLATION REGULATORY FACTOR 1-like
Exons: 4
Coding region: 263-2362 (699 amino acids)
Biological process (GO): negative regulation of DNA-templated transcription
Source: RefSeq, a predicted model, not a curated record
UUCUGGGCCGUCUCCACCCACGCUGGGAACGGAAUGUGGUACGUGUAAACUGGAUAGAGAUAUGCGCCCUUUCUGUCUCUCGAGAUGUACUGGAAACCGAGGGACCGUCUCAUCUAUACAUACCUCCUCUCCUCGCUCUCGAUCUCCUCCUCCUUUUCCGAUUCCGCUUCGCCGGAUUGAUUGACGAGUUGUUACGGCUUUCGAUCCCCUUCGCCCCCUCUCCCCUCUCGAUCCAGGUUGGCUGAACCAUCGGGGAGAGGAGAUGGCGUCGCCAAAGAAUGAGGGGUUCUUGACGGAGGAGCAGAGGGAGACGCUGAGAAUAGCGGCGCAGAACGCGGAGUUGCUCUCCUCGUCGCCCAGAUCGCCCAGCAAGACGGGGAUCCACGAGUUCCACGAAAAGGGCAAGGGCGGAGGCGGUGGCAGGAGUCCGGUCGCCGGCGCGCGUCACGUGCGGCGCACGCAUUCGGGGAAGCUUGUGCGAGUGAAGAAGGAUGGUGCUGGUGGCAAAGGGACUUGGGGCAAGCUCUUGGAUUCUGGGCCUGAUUCAUACAUUGACCCAAACGAUCCUAAUUAUGACAGUGGUGAGGAGCCAUAUCAGCUAGAGGGUGCCACUGUUUUAAAUCCUGUACAUGACUAUAAGAAAUCUAUAUUAACAAUCAUUAAAGAGUACUUCAGCACUGGUGAUGUAGAAUUAGCUACAACAGAACUUAGGGACCUUGAUUCUGAUGAGCAUCAUCACUUGUUUGUUAAGAAACUCGUUUCCAUGGCAAUGGACAGGCAUAACAAAGAGAAAGAGAUGGCGUCUGUUUUGUUAUCCGCUUUGUAUGCCAAUGUGAUAAGUUCAGCUCAAAUCAGCCAUGGUUUUUUCAUGCUACUUGAGUCUGUUGAUGAUUUGGCACUUGACAUACUUGAUGCUGUUGAUGUGCUGGCUUUAUUUCUAGCCCGUGCCGUUGUUGAUGAAAUCCUACCUCCUGCAUUUCUCACUAGGGCAAAGAAAAUGCUUCCCAAAUCUUCUAAAAGCCUCUGUGUUAUUCAAACUGCUGAAAAAAGUUAUCUCUCAGCUCCCCAUCAUGCAGAGUUUGUUGAACAAAAAUGGGGUGGCACCACCCAUAAUACUGUUGAAGAGGUCAAAAAGAAGAUUUCAGUAUUGUUAAGGGAAUAUGUAGAGAAUGGAGACACAGCAGAGGCUUGCAGGUGCAUUAGAGAGUUGGGCGUCUCAUUCUUCCAUCAUGAGGUAGUGAAACGUGCUCUAAUCCUUGCUGUGGAAAUUCAGACAGCAGAGCCUCUCAUACUAAAGCUUUUAAAAAAAGCAUCAGAAGAAUUCCUAAUUAGUCCCAGUCAGAUGGCCAAGGGUUUCUCUCGGGUCUCUGAGAGCCUCGAUGAUCUAUCUCUAGAUGUUCCUGCUGCGAGAGUGUUGUUUGAAAAUAUAGUAAACAAAGCAAUUUCUGACAGAUGGCUUGACCCAUCGUUCUGCAAGUCAAGUGGCACAGAUGAUGAGAAGAGAGAUGAAGGUUAUGAUAAGUCAAGAAAGUAUAAAGAAGCCAUUGCCGAUAUAAUCCGUGAAUAUUUUCUCUCUGAUGACAUACCAGAGCUUAUUAGAAGUCUUGAAGACUUAGCUGCUCCAGAAUACAAUCCUAUUUUUAUCAAGAAACUGAUAACACUCGCUAUGGACCGUAAGAAAAGGGAGAAGGAGAAGGCAUCUGUUCUUCUCUCAGCACUUAGCAUGGAAAUAAUUUCAAGAGAUGACGUUGUUAAUGGGUUCAUAAUGUUGCUUGAAUCAGCUGAGGACACAGCAUUGGACAUUUUGGACGCUUCAAAUGAGCUAGCUCUAUUCUUAGCUAGGGCUGUGAUUGACGAUGUCUUAGCACCGCUCAACUUGGAGGAGAUCAAUAGUAAACUUCCAAAAAAUUGCAGGGGUAGAGAAACCGUCUCAAUGGCUCGCUCGCUUGUUUCUGCUCGACAUGCUGGUGAGAGACUUCUGAGAUGCUGGGGAGGUGGCACUGGUUGGGCUGUAGAGGAUGCAAAGGACAAGAUAAUAAAGCUUCUGGAAGAGUAUGAGAGUGGAGGCGAUAUAGGAGAAGCCUGUCAAUGCAUCCGUGAUCUGGCAAUGCCUUUCUUCAUUCAUGAAGUCGUAAAGAAAGCAUUGGUUAUGGCCAUGGAAAAGAAGAAUGACAGGUUAUUGGAUUUACUGCAGAAGUGUUUCAGCGAAGGGCUGAUCACCAUCUACCAAAUGACAAAAGGGUUCUCGAGGGUCAAGGAGGGGCUUGACGAUAUAGCUCUUGAUAUUCCUAAUGCACAGAUAAAGUUCCAAUUCUACCUGGAGCACGCCAGACAGCUCGGAUGGCUUCUCCCCACUUUUUAACACAAUGCAGCUACUAGUUACUUACCUGCCUACUUGUUGGAAAAGAGGCAGCUAGUGGAUUCCUAUUCAUGCGGUUUUCUGUUAUAUGCUCGUUUUAUUGCUUUAAGUUGUAGUAGCUGUGUUUGGAAUCCGAUCUGUUUCCUGCAAGGGGGGUACAUGUAAUGGCUUUGUUGGGACCUUUGCGUCUUUGGUGUGGGUUAGAAUUUCACUUGGUUUUGAUUCCGGUAGCAUACAUUAAUUUUUGAUAGAUUUAAGAUAGGGAAAGUUUCAUUUGUCCCAUGAAA